GGCAUUUUCGGUGCUCUGGUUAUCCGUUUGAAUAAAGUGGUGCAAAAUAUGCGCCGAAAUCGAUGCAAAAACCGGCCAAUCGCCUACCUCCUGAUGUUGACCGCCGCGUACUCGAUGAUCGCAUACUUCCAUCCGGAUCUACGAGUGCAUGAGAAGCUGUUUAUUCGAAAAUUGGUUCUCGGCUGCUCUCCCGGUGACCAGGAAGAUCUUUGUGACUACAUUCGCACGCCACCGGGAGGCUUCGCCAACCUCACUGUCAUGAGUGACAUCAGCCUGCAGGGCAGUUUCCCUGCCGGACCGCGAAUGAGUCGUGGCGUGAUCCUGCUCAUCAUCGCUCUGAUCUUCAAAUUUGUCGGUCUUGUGCUGGUGUACGGCGUCCCCGUGCCCACUGGCGUCAUGCUGCCCAGCAUCAUG
Messenger RNA from Dibothriocephalus latus, 414 nucleotides. NCBI's taxonomy places the organism in Eukaryota, Metazoa, Platyhelminthes, Cestoda, Diphyllobothriidea, Diphyllobothriidae. The record is from the annotation of a GenBank genome assembly.